Messenger RNA from Hippopotamus amphibius kiboko, 1764 nucleotides. It is a transcript of the gene ANGPTL6, whose product is annotated as angiopoietin like 6. Bases 109 to 1512 code for a protein of 467 amino acids. NCBI's taxonomy places the organism in Eukaryota, Metazoa, Chordata, Mammalia, Artiodactyla, Hippopotamidae. The transcript is spliced from 5 exons. The record is from RefSeq and is a predicted model, not a curated record.
UCCCGCGUGGGAGCAGAUAGGUCUUGGCCCGGCCUGAGAUUUGGGGGUCGAGCCUGGGUUGCCGGGGUCCCCCCUGCUUCCCGUUCAUCCUCUGCCUGCAGGUCCGCCAUGUCGGCACCCCGGCUGCUCGCGUUGCAGUUGCUGCUCCUGCUGGGCGCGCGGCGGGCACGCGCAGCCGCCCCGCGCUGCACCUACACCUUCGUGCUGCCCCCGCAGAAGUUCACAGGCGCCGUCUGCUGGAGCGGGCCGGCUGCACCACGCCAGACGCCGGAGGCCGUGAACGCCAGCGAGGUGGCGGCGCUGCGCGUGCGCGUGGGCCGCCACGAAGAGCUGCUGCGCGAACUUCAGCGGCUGGCGACGGCCGACGGCGCCGUAGCCGGCGAGGUGCGCGCGCUGCGCAAGGAGAGCCGCGGCCUGAGCGCGCGCCUGGGCCAGCUGCGCGCGCAGCUGCAGCAUGAGGCGGGCCCGGGGGCGGGGCCGGGCCCGGGGGCGGAGCCCGCCGCCGCGCUGGCGCUGCUCGGGGAGCGCGUGCUGAACGCCUCCGCCGAGGCGCAGCGCGCCGCCGCCCGCUUCCACCAGCUGGACGUCAAGUUCCGCGAGCUGGCACAGCUGGUCAGCCAGCAGAGUGGCCUCAUCGCCCGCCUGGAACGCCUGUGCCCGGGGAGUGCGGGCGGGCAGCAGCAGGUCCUGCCACCGCCUCUGGUGCCUGUGGUUCCAGUCAGUCUGGUGGGUGGCACCAAUGACACCAGCAGGAGGCUAAACUCAGCUCCAGAACCCCAGAGAGACCAGACGCUGAGACAACAGGGGCCCUUGGCCUCUCCUGUGCCCUCAGGGCACCCUGCUGUCCCUACCAAGCCAGCAGGCCCAUGGCGGGACUGUGCAGAGGCCCGCCAGGCAGGCCAUGGACAGAGCGGAGUGUAUGAGCUACAAAUGGGCCGGCAUGUGGUGUCAGCAUGGUGUGAGCAACAGCUGGAGGGUGGAGGCUGGACUGUGAUCCAGAGGCGGCAAGAUGGCUCCGUCAACUUCUUCACUACCUGGCAGCACUACAAGGUGGGCUUUGGGCAGCCUGAUGGGGAAUACUGGCUGGGCCUUGAACCUGUGCAUCAGCUGACCAGCCGUGGGGACCAUGAGCUACUGGUGCUCCUUGAGGACUGGGGUGGCCGCCGGGCACGCGCCCACUAUGAUGGUUUUUCCCUGGAGCCUGAGAGUGACUACUACCGCCUGAGGCUUGGCCAGUACCAUGGAGAUGCUGGAGACUCUCUUUCCUGGCACAAUGACAAGCCUUUCAGCACCGUGGAUAGGGACCGAGACUCCUAUUCUGGCAACUGCGCCCUGUACCAGCGGGGAGGCUGGUGGUACCAUGCCUGUGCCCACUCCAACCUUAAUGGUGUGUGGCAUCGUGGUGGCCACUACCGUAGCCGCUACCAGGACGGCGUCUACUGGGCCGAGUUUCGUGGUGGAGCUUACUCUCUCAAGAAGGCUGCCAUGCUCAUCAGGCCCCUGAGGCUGUGACCAUCUGUCCAUCUGUCCCCCAGGUCACAGGGGAUGUGUGUCAGCAGGAGCCCAAGUUGUCAUGGUCACACCUCCUUCGUGACUCAGUGCAGGCCGUGUCCCACAGCUCUCUUCUUGUGUGGAUCUGCUCCCCAGGACCCUGAAAACGGCACCCAGGAAUCCCCCUGCCAAUAUCCUGGACCCAGACGGCUCCCCAAGGGCAUUUAGAUCUCGGUUUGAGCUCAUAUUUUAUAACAACACAAAAUAUCCACA